AUGGGAAAAGAUAAAGGAGAGCAAACUGGAAAUGAAAACUCCAGUAUAAACCCUUAUAAGGAUCCUUUGUUUAUAGCUGUGAAUGAUAAUGGUUCUACACCAUUAGGAAGCAUAAUCUUUGAUGGAUCAAAUUUUAUGAACUGGAGCAAAAGCAUCAGAAUAGCUUUGGGAGCCAAGAAUAAACUAGGUUUUCUUGGAGGGAAACAUCCUAAGCCUAUUUCUGGUGAAGAAGAAAUGCAGAAGUGGGAGAGAUGUGACUACAUGGUUAGGUCAUGGAUGCUGGCUACCAUGAAGUCAGAUGUGGCAGCUAGCUUGGUGAAUAUGCAAUCAACCAAGCAGCUUUGGGAAGAGAUAGUUGAGAGGUAUGCUCAGACAAAUGCUCCACAACUUUUUUCUCUAAAAAAGGAUCUUUGGGAACUUCAACAAAACAACCUGAGUGUUAGUGAAUACUACUGCAAACUGAAAAAUGUUUGGGAUCAGAUUGCAGAUUUGGAAGGAAUCCCAGAGUGUACAUGUGGAGCAAUGUCUAAAUGUUCAUGUGAACUUACAAAAAAACUGAUGGAAUUACAAGCCACUGAAAAGCUGAUAAAAUUUGUGAUGGGUCUUAACACUGGGUAUGACCAGAUGAAGUCAAAUCUUUUAAGCACUGAUCCAUUAGUGACAGUGAACAAAGCCUAUAAUUUGGUUCUGCAAAUUGAAAGGCAGAAACAGAUUACAGGAGAGAUGACAGCAGCCUUGGAAGCCAGUGCUUUGGCUGUGAACAGACAAGUUCAAAGCAGGAGUUUGGGGCCAUUGAAGAAUUUUCAGAAGAAGGAUUAUUUUAAGCAAUUCAAGAUAGAAAAGAUGGGAAGAUUUUGUGAUCAUUGUGGGAAGAAAGGUCACAGCAAGGAAGAAUGCUUCAAGAUUGUAGGAUAUCCAGAAUGGUAUAAAAAAGGGAAUGAACAAUUCAGAAGUGCUGCAAAUGUGAUGAAAGAUACUGACAUAGCAACUCAAGACAACCCUCUGGACUUCUCAACUCAGAAUGCAGAAGGAAGUGGAAUGAAACAGGACAACAAGUUCAUCAACAACCUGGUGCAAGAAGUUAUCAAAGUAAUGACAGAAAAGCAAGGAGAAGCAAGCAGCAGCCAAGCAAAUUUUGCAGGUAAACUUAGUAAUUCUAAUGCUGUUGUCAAUAAGGUUAAUGCAAAAUGUGGAACAUGGCUCAUAGAUUCUGGAGCCAGUGACCAUAUGACAGGUAAUAGAGAGCUUCUCUUGAAUAAAAAAAUCAUAAAAGGUAAGAUAAAGGUGGGACUUCCAGAUGGAAGUAUGAAAAUUGUGACUGAAAUGGGAGAUGUUGUUUUAGGUGAUAAUAUUACACUUAAAAAUGACCUUUCCAUUAGAAGAAAUAUUUUUCUUGGAAAGAAGGAAAGUGACCUCUAUAAGCUUCAGAGAGAUGAUGAAGAGAAGCAUGAUGGAAUCUGUUUGAAAACUGCUGUUGAUGAUACAGUGAUGCACUGUAAUAAUGUAGCUAAUCUAGAUCUUAUACCAUGCUAG
This is a messenger RNA of Beta vulgaris subsp. vulgaris (sugar beet), 1533 nucleotides long. RefSeq lists its product as uncharacterized. NCBI's taxonomy places the organism in Eukaryota, Viridiplantae, Streptophyta, Magnoliopsida, Caryophyllales, Amaranthaceae. Gene Ontology annotation, molecular function: nucleic acid binding; zinc ion binding. Bases 1 to 1533 code for a protein of 510 amino acids. The record is from RefSeq and is a predicted model, not a curated record. The transcript is spliced from 2 exons.